Molecule: messenger RNA, 735 nt
Organism: Helianthus annuus (common sunflower)
Lineage: Eukaryota; Viridiplantae; Streptophyta; Magnoliopsida; Asterales; Asteraceae
Exons: 5
Coding region: 1-735 (244 amino acids)
Source: RefSeq, a predicted model, not a curated record
AUGAUAGGAUCAGAACUGAUCACAUCAAAAACCGAUGGAUCUUUUAAAUCAUGGGAUAGCUCAUUUGAUCUUGUGAAUGUCCUUAAACAUGAGAUUCGGGAUGCACAAUUAAGUUUUAGAGGCAAAAAAGUGCUCGAGCUUGGCUGCGGAUACGGGCUUUCGGGAAUCUUCGCUUGCUUGAAGGGAGCUUCAGUUGUACACUUUCAAGAUUCAAAUGCCGAAAACAUAAGAACCACGACAAUCCCAAACGUUAUGGCAAAUUUACAGCAGGCGCGUGACAGACAAAUUCAACAGCCCGAAAGUUCACUUACUCCAUCGCGACAAUUUAUUUCUCCCGUGGUUAACUUUUACGCUGGAGAAUGGGAAGAACUUGCGACAGUUUUAUCUGUUAUAGAAAGUGAUUUACAAGAAUUACCGAAAACAACAAACGUUAGUUUCACAGAAGAGGAUUUCAUAGAUGGAUGUAGUAGUCAAGACGGUAGUAUAAUGGGACGAGAAAAUUCUUCAAGGCGGUCAACAAAGCUUUCGGGAAGCAGAGUUUGGGAGCGGGCUAGUGAAACGGAUCAAGGAGAAGGUGGAUACGAUAUUAUUUUGAUGACUGACGUUCCGUAUUCUGCAUCUUCUUUGAAAAAGCUGUAUGCUUUAAUUAAAAAGAUUCUUAAAAGGAUGACCGGCAGCCGGCCAGAGGGACUGGAUGACCGGCAGCCGGCGAUGGUGGAGGGUGGAGGAGGGUGA